This is a messenger RNA of Gilbertella persicaria, 2222 nucleotides long. Its product is annotated as kinase-like domain-containing protein. Gene Ontology annotation, molecular function: tau-protein kinase activity; protein serine/threonine kinase activity; ATP binding. NCBI's taxonomy places the organism in Eukaryota, Fungi, Mucoromycota, Mucoromycetes, Mucorales, Choanephoraceae. The coding region runs from base 16 to 2034 and encodes 672 amino acids. Gene Ontology annotation, cellular component: cytoplasm. Gene Ontology annotation, biological process: microtubule cytoskeleton organization; protein phosphorylation; intracellular signal transduction. The record is from RefSeq and is a predicted model, not a curated record. The transcript is spliced from 5 exons.
UUUGUCUUUGUUAUCAUGACUACAGCACCACCUCCACCACCUCCACCACAUCAAACCAUACCAGUCUCAUUUGGACAAAAAUCAAGACCUUACCCUACAAAACCACAACGUAUAGGUAAUUACCUUAUUCAUCGAAAAACACUUGGUUCAGGCAGUAUGGGCACUGUUAAAUUAGCAGAAUCACUUUCUGCUAAAGACCAUCAAUUGUAUGCAGUUAAGGUCAUGCCUAAAAUCAAUCUGGACACCAUCGACCCAGAGAGCAACAAGACAAAGGAUCCCAAAGAUACACCUCGAGAAAGAGAACAACGCACCAUACGAGAGAUGGCUAUUAUGCAUCUAUUACGUCACCCAAACAUCUGUCAAUUGAAAGAAUGGAUUGUUUAUGGGGAUCAGUAUUACAUGUUUUUAGAGUACAUUGAAGGCGGACAAUUACUGGAUUAUAUCAUUAGUCAUGGUAAACUACGAGAGAAAUUAGCUCGUACGUUUGCUAGACAAAUCGUCAGUGCAUUAGACUAUUGUCACCGUAAUUCGAUUGUCCAUCGAGACCUCAAGAUUGAGAAUAUUCUGAUUACCAACAACAAAGAAAUCAAAAUUAUUGAUUUUGGUCUAUCGAAUAUCUAUUCUCCUUCUAGACUCUUGAAUACAUUUUGUGGUUCCUUAUAUUUUGCUGCACCAGAAUUGCUUUAUGCACGUCAUUACACGGGACCUGAGGUGGAUGUUUGGAGUUUUGGUGUUGUGCUGUAUGUGCUAGUAUGUGGUCGAGUGCCUUUUGAUGACACUAGUUUACCAGCACUUCAUCAAAAGAUCAAAGCAGGCCAUGUAGAAUAUCCUGACCAUUUAAGCAGAGAUUGUGUGGAUUUAUUAUCCAAGAUUCUAGUGGUGGAUCCAUCACAAAGAGAAACAUUAUCAUUCGUGAUUCAUCACCCGUGGAUGAACAAAGGAUACGAUGAACCCAUCUUCAACCAUCUACCUCAUCGUGAACCCCUCACAUCCAUUGACCCUCACAUCGUGGCUGGUAUGGAAGGAUUUGGGCUCGGUUCACCUCAAGAAAUCCAAGCCAAAUUAGAAUACUUGAUUUCAUCACCCGAGUAUCAAUCAGCAGCUUCUCAGAUCCAAUCCAGUGAAGAAAGCACCAAAUGGCGAUUCUAUAAACCAUUUAUGAAUCCCAAAAAAGAUGAUCCUCAGUCCUUACCAGCCAUCUAUGACCCCUUGAUCUCGAUUUAUUCACUUGUCAAGGAACGCAGAGAAUUAGACGAAAAGCAGAAAUUACUUGAGAGUGGUGGUUAUCAAUCCCCAGUGCAGUUGGGUCGAUCUGCCAGUACUUCUUUAUCCAAAUCAACCAAAAAUCAUACAGAAGUGAAUUUGAUGCGUCGCAAGACAGAGCGUGUGCCUCCUUCAUAUGCACGUAACUUGUACAAAGACAGUCAAGAUUGGGCAGCACCUACACCUCAACGAGAGAAUCGAUCCAGUACGAUUUUACAACGCAGUAAAAGUGCAGCCAAACGAUUGGGUGCCAUGUUGAAUCCACCUUCCCUAGAAGAACAGCAACAAGAUGCUUCAUUCAGGCAAAAGACAAUUAAUUUGUUCCGAUCAAGUUCUUUAUCAGAUAAGCGACCUCGUCAACCUAAAGACACAUUUGAACCACCUAAAGGACGAUUGAUAGAAGAAGGCAUUCAACCUAAAAUAAGUGUUCAGCCUAAAAGUCUAUUCAACUUUAACCAUCGCCACUUGUUUAAAGUGUCUACAACAGACAUGAUGAAAUAUGUUCAAUAUGUGUUGCUUAAAAUGGGCAUUCGCUAUGUUCCUUCUGAACCAUUUACAUUGAAAUGUGAAUUGACAGACUGGGAACGAUGGUCUGAAUGUCAGCAAGAUGAAGCCCUUGUUCAUUCUACAAAAGAGCCCCUUCAGUUCACUUUAAUGGUCUAUCAAGCACGCUGGGCAGGAGGUAGAUUGGGUGUUAAAUUAUUAGAAGAUUAUGAUCCACUUUAUCAUACCAUUCUUCAUGAAUUGGAUCUUUUGAUUAAAACUCAGUGAUAUCCUUCUUCUUUUUCUUUUGUAUGAUGAACGCGUUAACGCUUGCAUCUAUUCAUCAAUGUGUACACAACUGUCAGAAAUGUAUGUUGGGUGACUUUGUCAACUCAUUUCGUGUGUCAGUCAAAGACAGUUCAGACAGUAAGCCUGUCUUGUUCCAUGUCCACAAAGACGAUGGAUUUCAAGAUAUU